Molecule: messenger RNA, 10511 nt
Organism: Dromaius novaehollandiae (emu)
Lineage: Eukaryota; Metazoa; Chordata; Aves; Casuariiformes; Dromaiidae
Product: netrin receptor DCC
Exons: 29
Coding region: 426-4769 (1447 amino acids)
Biological process (GO): neuron migration; axon guidance; cell-cell adhesion
Cellular component (GO): cell surface; axonal growth cone; plasma membrane
Molecular function (GO): protein binding
Source: RefSeq, a predicted model, not a curated record
CCCCCCCCGCCGCGCCUUUCAAACGCAUCUGUCGGGAAGGAGGAAAAGCCACCAGGUUUCCCUUUUGUAUCCGGCUUUUCUGCGGGGUUUUUUCCCCCGCUUUCUCUUUUUUUUUUUUCCCCCUGGUUUUUAUUUUUUCCGCUUCGCGCGGCGCUGGGAAUGGAGCGACCUCGGCUCUCUUGAUGCGCGCUGGACGGCGGUUCUGGCAGGAUUUUCCUAUGUGCGCUUCUCCAGCGGUGGGAGGACCCUUCCCCAUCCUCGCCCGUUUGCUCGAGUUAGUUUCCUGACACGCUCGGGAGCUCGGAGGCUCCCGCACUGCAUGUAACUUUUCCCCCCUCCGCCCAUCCCCGUGGGCAGCGCGGCGAGGCGGCAGAGGGGCCGUGCGGGCGCCGGGCUGCUGCUCCCGCCGGGGCCCCGGGUGAAAUAUGGAGCGGAGCCUCGGAGGCGCCCGGGGGCCGAAGCCGGCGGCUCUGCUCCUGGCGCUGGCGCUGCUCGGCCCGCAGCUCCGCGCCGCCGGUUCGCAGGUUAAGGGAUUUACGUCGCUGAGGUUCUUGACUGAGCCUGCGGAUGCUGUCACUAUGCGUGGAAGCAACGUGCUCUUGAAUUGCACGGCAGAGUCGGAUCAAGGAGCUCCAGUGAUUAAAUGGAAGAAGGACGCGGUCUUCUUAAACCUGGCAGUAGAUGAAAGGAGGCAGCAGUUGGCCAAUGGCUCACUCUUGAUACAAAAUAUAGUCCAUUCAAGGCACCACAAGCCAGACGAAGGUCUCUACCAGUGUGAAGCAUCUUUAGAAGGCAUCGGAGCUAUCAUCAGUCGGACAGCUAAGGUCAUGGUAGCAGGACCACUGAGGUUUCUUUCCCAGACAGAAUCUGUCACGGCUUUUGCAGGAGACACAAUCUUAUUGAAGUGUGAAGUCGUCGGCGAGCCCAUGCCCGUGGUACACUGGCAGAGGAACCAGGAGGACUUGUUCCUGAGCCCGGCGGACACGCGGGUUGCUGUCCUGCCCUCUGGAGCUUUACAGAUCAGCAGGAUUCAGCCGGGGGACAGCGGAAUCUAUCGAUGCCUUGCAAAAAAUCCGGCGAGUUCAAGAAUUGGAAAUGAUGCAGAAGUCCGAGUUUUGGCAGAUCCGGGUUUGCACAGGCAGCAGUUCUUCCUUCAGCGCCCGUCGAGCGUCGUGGCCACGGAGGGGAAGGAUGCCGUCCUGGAGUGCUGCGUGUCCGGAUCCCCCCAUCCCACCUUCACGUGGCUGCGCGGAGACGAAGUGCUGCCGCUCAGGUCCAGAAAGUAUUCAUUGCUGGCUGGCAGUAACUUACUCAUAUCUAAUGUGACUGAUGAUGAUUCUGGGACAUACACUUGUGUCGUCACCUACAAAAACGAGAACAGCAGUGGCUCCGCAGAGCUGUCGGUGAUGGUUCCACCAUGGUUUUUAAUUCGCCCUUCAAAUCUCUAUGCCUACGAGAGCAUGGAUAUUGAGUUUGAAUGUGCCGUAUCCGGUAAGCCUGCCCCUACGGUGGAAUGGAUCAAGAACGGCGAAGUGGUCAUUCCUAGUGACUAUUUUCAAAUAGUGGGUGGCAGCAACUUGCGGAUUCUGGGCUUGGUAAAGUCAGAUGAAGGUUUUUAUCAGUGUGUAGCCGAAAACGAUGCUGGGAAUGCACAGACCAGUGCACAGCUAAUCAUCCCGGAGCCUGCCGUCCCGAGCUCCGGUGUCCUCCCCUCUGCCCCCCGAGAUGUCGUCCCUGUCUUGGUCUCCAGCCGGUUUGUCCGUCUCAGCUGGCGCCCGCCCGCCGACGCGAGAGGGAGCGUCCAGGCCUACGCGGUCUACUUCUCCAGGGAAGGCGUCAACAGGGAGCGGGCACUCAACACGUCCCAGACUGGGACGCUUCAGCUGACGGUGGGGAACCUGAAGCCGGAGGAGACCUACACCUUCCGUGUGGUGGCCUACAACGAGUGGGGGCCCGGGGAGAGCUCGCAGCCCAUCAAGGUUGCCACGCAGCCCGAGCUGCAAGUUCCAGGGCCGGUGGAAAACCUGCGGGCUGUAUCUACCUCACCUACCUCGAUCCUCGUUUCCUGGGAUCCCCCUGCCUAUGCAAAUGGCCCGAUUCAAGGUUACCGGCUCUUCUGCACCGAGACCGCGACUGGAAAAGAGCAGAAUAUCGAGGUCGAUGGGCUCUCCUACAGGCUGGAAGGGCUGAAGAAAUUCACGGAGUACAGCGUGCGCUUCCUGGCCUACAACCGCUACGGCCCCGGCGUGUCCACCGAGGAGAUCGCCGUCACCACGCUGUCCGACGUGCCGAGCGCGACGCCCCAGAACGUCUCCCUGGAAGUGGUUAACUCGAGGAGCAUCAAAGUGAGCUGGUUGCCUCCACCACCAGGUACACAAAAUGGAUUUAUUACAGGCUAUAAAAUCCGACAUAGAAAGACUACCCGCAGGGGCGAGAUUGAAACACUGGAGCCAAACAACCUCUGGUACUUGUUCACAGGACUUGAGAAAGGAAGCCAGUACAGUUUCCAGGUCGCUGCCAUGACGGUGAACGGGACCGGACCCCCCUCGGACUGGUACACGGCAGAAACGCCGGAGAACGAUCUUGACGAAUCUCAGGUUCCUGAUCAGCCAAGCUCUCUUCAUGUCAGGCCUUUGACAACAAGUAUCGUCAUGAGUUGGACUCCACCGCUGAACCCGAACAUCGUUGUCCGUGGGUACAUCAUUGGCUACGGCGUAGGCAGUCCAUAUGCUGAGACUGUGCGGGUGGACAGUAAACAGCGUUAUUAUUCCAUUGAAAAUUUGGAGCCGAGUUCCCACUAUGUAAUUUCCUUGAAGGCCUUCAACAACGCGGGCGAGGGAGUCCCCCUGUACGAGAGUGCGACCACCCGGUCCAUGACAGACCCCAUUGACCCAUUAGAAGUUGAUUUUUAUCCUUUGCUUGAUGAUUUCCCUACCUCAGUCCCAGAUAUCUCCACCCCCAUGCUCCCACCAGUAGGUGUCCAGGCUGUUGCACUUACCCAUGACGCAGUGAGGGUCAUCUGGGCAGACAACUCUGUCCCAAAGAACCAAAAGACUACUGAGGUUCGCUUUUACACUGUCCGAUGGAGAACCAGCUAUUCUACGAGUGCUAAAUACAAGUCAGCAGAUACGACAGCUCUGAGUCACACCGUCAUAGGCCUUAAGCCAAACACCAUGUACGAGUUCUCCGUCAUGGUCACCAAAGGUCGGCGGUCAAGCACGUGGAGCAUGACCGCACACGCCACAACCUAUGAAGCAGCUCCAACCUCUGCGCCCAAGGAUUUGACAGUCAUUACACGGGAGGGGAAGCCCCGAGCUGUCAUCGUUAGCUGGCAGCCACCGUUAGAAGCCAAUGGGAAAAUUACUGCUUACAUCCUCUUCUAUACUUUGGACAAGAACGCUCCCAUUGAUGACUGGAUUAUGGAGUCCAUCAGCGGCGACCGACUUACUCACCAAAUCAUGGACCUCAACCUAGACACCGUUUACUACUUCCGAAUCCAGGCUCGCAAUGCCAAAGGAGUGGGGCCUCUCUCUGAUCCGAUUUUCUUCCGGACGCUGAAAGUCGAGCACCCUGACAAAAUGGCUAACGACCAAGGGCGCCACGGAGAUGGGUCCUACUGGCCGGUGGAUACCAACCUCAUCGACAGAAGCAGCCUGAACGAACCUCCCAUAGGGCAGAUGCACCCUCCCCACGGCAGCGUCACACCUCAGAAGAACAGCAACCUGCUUGUCAUCAUCGUCGUCACCGUCGGGGUCAUCACGGUGGUGGUCGUGGUGGUCGUCGCUGUCAUCUGCACCAGGCGUUCCUCGGCGCAGCAGAGGAAGAAACGUGCCACCCACAGCGCUGGUAAAAGGAAGGGCAGCCAGAAGGACCUGAGGCCUCCAGAUCUUUGGAUCCACCACGAAGAGAUGGAGAUGAAGAACAUCGAAAAGCCAGCGGGCUCCGACCCCGCGGGAAGAGAGUCCCCCAUGCAGGGCUGCCAGGACAUCGCGCCCGUCACUCACAGCCAGUCCGAGGCGCAGCUGGGCAGCAAGAGCACCCCGCAGCCGGGUCCUGAGACAGAAGAUGUUGGAAGUAGCAUGUCCACGUUGGAGCGCUCACUUGCUGCCCGCAGGGCCACCCGUGCCAAGCUCAUGAUUCCCAUGGAUUCGCAGCCAAACAACCCUCCUGUGGUCAGUGCCAUUCCAGUGCCAACACUAGAAAGUGCCCAGUACCCCGGGAUCCUGCCAUCUCCCACCUGCGGAUACCCACAUCCUCAGUUCACCCUUCGGCCUGUGCCAUUCCCAACGCUCUCUGUCGACAGGACCUUUGGAGCGGGAAGAACUGUAAACGAAGGCCCAGCGUCCCAGCAGCCGUCCUUGCUGCCGCCGACGCAGCCCGAGCACUCGAGCACCGAGGAUGCCCCGAGCAGAACGAUCCCCACGGCCUGCGUCCGCCCCACGCACCCCCUGCGCAGCUUCGCCAACCCCUUGCUACCUCCACCGAUGAGUGCAAUAGAACCGAAAGUCCCUUACACACCGCUUCUGUCUCAAACAGGGCCUAACCUUCCCAAGGCUCAGGUGAAAACAGCAUCGCUUGGACUGGCAGGAAAGGCAAGAUCACCGCUGCUACCGGUGUCGGUGCCCACGGCCCCGGAGGUCCCCGAGGAGGGCCACAAGCCAACGGAGGACCCCGCUAAUGUUUACGAACAGGAUGAUCUGAGCGAACAGAUGGCCAGUUUGGAGGGGCUAAUGAAGCAACUUAAUGCUAUCACAGGCUCAGCCUUCUAACAGCUAUUGAGGAACAGAUAAUUAUCCAGGAGCAUUGCAGCAUACCAGUAUUUCACGCAUACCCCACGUGUCCUCGACCCCAUGAAAUCAUCAUCUUCUCGGCACCAUUCCUUCAGUGCAAGGAAGAUUCCUGAAAAGUCCUGAAAAGAGUAAUAAAAAGCAAGAAAAUGAAAAGAAGAAGAAGAAGAAGAAUGUUACAUAACUGUAGCUCUGGCAUCUGAAGUGAUGGAAAUGUGGCCUUUGCCAACGCAAAUGACAUCAUCACAGCAGAGUUGUAGCUGAUGCCACUGGUUUGCUCAUUUUGAUCUUCUAGUCUUCGUAGAGCUCAAGUUGUCACGACUAACUCACUUGUUUUACUUAGUAGAGGUUUGUAGCUCUUUGUAUAGGUCUAGUCUUACCUCAUGCGAGUACAUUUUUAAGCAUAGACCAUGCCAUAAUGAGACAGUGUUGUAGUUCACUCUUUUUGUUUUUCUAUGUAUUAUUGCUGAGUACAAAAACUCCCAUAGCAAAUAGUCGUACCACCACACAAAAAUCUGGAAACUUUCCCAACAGCACAAAACGAAAAGACCAAUUACUCGUUUCUCUUGUAGUUUCAGCCACUCAUCUUGCACAAGUGGUGGGUAUUAGCAAGUUGCUGUAAAAUUCAGCCAUUUUAGCAAGCCUUUGUAAAUCCUCCCAUAGUUAGUGUUUUAUGUAUGGCAAACAGAGAACCAGGAACGUAAAAAAAUUCUGCAUUGGUGGCACGCUGCCAGCCAGCCACCGUAUACUUACAAAAAGCGGACAUAAUAUGCAAUCUUCUCUGACACACGGUUAUUAUGUGCUUAAGCUUGUAAUAAAGCAUUUCUGCAUAUGGGUGGCUUUCGUGCCAGCCCGCCCUGUGAUGACAUUUGAAAGCUCUGCUAGGGCCACCUUUAGCAGCGGCGAAGGGAAAAACGCAGCAGGAGUUUCCCCGACCCUUUCUCUGCCUUUCUGCCUCCGGCAAGACAGCUCAGCUCCGCGGACUCGGCCGCCGGCUGCCCCUUCGCUCGGUGGAGCCUGCUGAAACGGGAAGGCGACCCGAAAUUUGGGUGGAGGCAGUCGUGGGGAUAAAUGCAGAGUGCUUCCCACAGGCAGGAAAGGAGCCCAGAGAGACGAACCGCAGAGGCCUGGUAAAUAACCGAUGAACAGAUUAGGGGGGCUCUUUGCCCCCGUAAUAUUUCUGGUUUGCUAUUGGCGGUGGUCCAGGAGGAGAAGCAAGCGAGCAGCGGCUCACGGCAGGACGCUGCGAACCUGCGUGAAGCUUUCUAGUGCCUCCUUCUCCCUCUUGUCCUCCUCCUUUAGCUGCGUAUUACAGUGUUUAUUGACAACUAUAACUGGUUGAAUUGACUAAAUUUUGUGUGCAUACAUUUUAUUGCUAAAUUUUCAGCUGCAUUCAGAGUUAAUCCCUGUUUAUGCAGCUGAAUCACCAAAAGGGAGCUAAUUUGCAUAUUUAUCAGUUAGGAGGCUGCAAAACCCAAUAAGAGAGUUUCAGAUGAAUUAUUCCAUUCAGCUCUGCCUUUGAUUUCAAGCUUGAGUGGGUCAUAAUUUUAAAAGAGCAUGGAAAGGAUAGGAUCUUUACAACCUAAUAGCUCCUUUUAUUAGGUGGGUAAUUAUAUGUGAAUCUCCGAAUAAAAUAUUUUGAGUAAAAUGGCACUGCAACAGAAGUAAUAAUUCAGAUUAUUUUCUACGGCCCUGUGCUGGAAAGGAAAUCAGAUGUCAAGGAGGAAUUCGAAUGCUUCAUUAGGAACUCUAGUGUGUUUGUGAAAACGCUGCCUAAAAAUGCCUUGUUAUUCAGUUUACUAAGAUUUUAAUGAAAUAUAUCUUGAGAGUGAGGAAAUCUUGCUUGUGGGUGAGGCUGAACUUUCUAGCUCUGAGAGGUUUGUAGCUAAAAAACAGCACUGUAAAUAAAAUGGACACAUCUUUCGAGGUGAAAGCCCAACUUGGACGUUAGAACCUGAAAAAUCACUACCUACAUUUUUACUGGACGAAAGCAGGCUUAACGCAGCUUUUGAGUAGCUCCUCUCCCAUAUUUGCAGGGAUUGACAUUGUUUGAAAUAGGAACAUAAGGUCAAAUCCGGCUCUCGCUUAUCUUUCAGCGAAUAUCGGUUACCCUGGAGUUUCAGCAGGAUAGCUAGGAGCAGAAACUGCCCAGAAAAUGCGAAAGUGAAGCACUGCACCUCUGCACCAAUCAUGGAAUAUUAAUCCAGAACUAAGUGUUUAACAGUACAAAGUUACCUAAAGUGAGGGGGUGGUGAGCCUCAAAGGGUUUGCACAUUGGAUUUUGUUUAUUUUGGACGUGCAGCAGAGUGUUCAGAUGCUUUUUUUGAAUGUUUUGGUAUUGAUCAGCCUCUUCGUUUUGUUCACGCAUCUCUCUCCAACUGCAACGUUAAGCCCCUGAAAGCCCUGGAGCUCCUGCGAGCGCAGCCUUUCUUCUGGAGUUUAAAGCAUAUCUAUUUUUGGACUCAGCCCGUUUAAAUCAAUAAACCUUGCAGACUAAGGCCAGAGUCCAAGCUGAAACAAGUCCUUGUAUACGCUGUGCAGCACAUCGGAUAGGAAAGAGCAACUCUAGCAGCUCAAUCUCAAGUAAGGCAGACCCCUUCCCCAAGCCUUUUUCAAUAAAUUAAUAUGUAAUUUCUUCUUUAAGUUUAACAUAUGUCAGUAAAAGUAAAUUAAUGCAUAUGCCGUAUAAACAAAAAUCACUACUCUGAGUUUUGCAGUUAUUUUUUGGUUUUCCCAAACUCUAAGUGGCCAUGGCGUAGUCUAGAAAAGUGAAGGUAGCUUUCUGUCUUCUAUCUGCUCUUUUUGCCGGUCCGUUUUAGAUGUCUGAUUCCUUUAGGCCUUCACUUGACAGCUGAGAAAGGAGCUGUGCUCCUUGGCUUCCCCUAAGCUGCAUGGCACUAAUUUGGAUGUGUUUUUCCUAAAAAGCCUUGGAGAAAUUUCCAACCUUUAUUUGAGGGUAAUUUUAGUAAGAUUCUUACUGACUGAAAAGCUAAUUAGUAAGCAGGUAUUUCUUUUAAAAUCUGAACUACUUGCAAAACUCAAGUGACUGCUUUAGCACAAAGCCUCCAAAUUAUAUUUUGCUGAUGCUCUGUUUAUUUGCAGUGAGCUUGGCUGAGAGUUUCUUUGGAUUCUGAUGAAUUCCUAAACUGUGAGAAUAUUUAUAGCCCAUGACUAUCUCAACCAUAGGCUCUCCCAGAAAAUUGUAACGAGAAAUUUGUCAAUGCAUGACAGAUUUGUGAAGCUUGAUGUUGCCAUGGGAGAUCAUUAGCUAAUCGAUGCCAUAAACAGGUGAAAGAUAAAUGAGUUAGCAGCCAAAAAAAGAUCUGUUCUUUCUUUUUCUUUUUUUUUUUUCCUCCAAGAAAGACCUAAAACAGAACAGUAUCAGUGGCUCCACAGCUUGAGGGCUCCCUCACCCAGCACACUGGUCUGGUCAGCAGCUUAGAUGUUCAGUUCUGGGGGAAAAGUUCAGUUAUUUUCAUGAGCUAUUUAUCCUUUAAAAGAGGGGAAUAAUCUGACUUAGUUCAUGUGAGUGAUCUUGAUUACUCCUUGGUUUGGGGCUGGACGUUGAUCCUGCCAGCGUUUUGACCUGGGAGUUGUGGUGUCACUUCUCACGGAGUGCGUGUGCCCUCUGGGUUUACGCGAGCGGAAUCGGGGAGAAGCUUGACUCAGACCCUGCUGAGGAGGGGCAUCAUAUCUCCAUAUCAGUCCAUCUGGUUAUGCGUCCCCAUGUUUGGGAAUUUGCAACUCCUGACUGAGGUGCAGCCAGAAAUGGGAGAAGCAACCAGAAAUCGCUGUGCAGGUCACGGCGUCAUUAUGCUCCAGGGUCCCUGACAGCUUUGCAGAUACUUCCAGGGCGGUUCCUCCAUCUCCGCAACGGCCCAGGCCACCUCCAGCUGGAAUACCACCUCCAGCGUGCUCCCAUAACUUCGUGCUGUUCGGCAGAUGAAGCCUUAAAGUGCGGUCUGCUGUGCGACUCAGCAAGGGAGAUGGGAGCUGCAACGAGAUGAUGCUGCUAAGUGGCUGCUGCUUCCAUCACAACUCCUUGAGCCUGCUCUUCUUGCAGCCUUGCCUGUAGCAUUUUUACAGGAGCAUCUUUCCACCAAUUCCUUCCGCAGAACCAGCUCUUUAACAAAGGACUUAGGCAGGACUGCUGUGUGUCAGAUCUUCUUCCCCCCUGGACUUCUUUAAUGACUAGACGUUUCUUUAAGACCUUUUCCCAGACCUUCUGGACAUGCGUGUCGUGCACGCUCGCUACCGCCGGCGUUUUCUGCCGAAACACGCAGUGCAAUCCAGGAAACACCAGGCAAAAAGAGGGCAGCCCGAGGCUGCAGGGUUGUUUAUGCAGGGAAGAAAGCCGGAGAGUGCAUUUACAGUGACUCACCGGUAAAAACAGGCACCGAGGUUUGCAGGGUCGGGGCUGGCAGUGUUGCUGAGACACUAAUUAAGUCCCUAAAACAGGUUUAGGUAAGAAAAAGACUCUGUGGGCGAUGCGGGUGAGAAACAGAAGGGUAGAUAAGCUGCAAACCCUUUGGUCUCGUUUCUGAAACGGGAAACUGGAUGAACGAGGCUCUUUUUAGCAGUCAAAGCCCCAGACUUUGCAGGUGAUCAGAGAUGGGUUUUCUUGUUGGGUUUGUUUUGCCUCCGUCCCCGUUAGCUCCUGCGUGUCCUGUCCGACCUCAGACUGCAUUCGCGGAGGCUCCAUGACCUUUUUUUUCAAGCUCUCGGCAAAAAGCAUUUAAAACAUGUUCAUUCUGCUCACUGUCGACCGGAGACCCCGGCACCGUCCACACGCCACGAAGUGGCUCAGGCCCAUGUAUUUCACUGUAUGCUGUACCUGUAUGUUGAAGUGCGAGACAGCAAUGUCGGUAGAGAAGGAACAACGCUGUUUUUAUUAUUGUAAAAUAGACCUGGCAAUUCCCGCGUUUGAGAAUUGUCACCGUGUUCGGGAUGGGGCGGUUGGGGGGGGGGGGGGCGAGGGGGUACUUUUUAUAAGUAAUAUUUAAUUUAUUCUUUAGAGUGUUUUCUUUUGGAUAAUUUAUGAUACGAGGGAUACCUGGCUGCAAACCUAGAGCAGGCGGUUAAAGCUGCAGUGUGCCCACGUCCCUGCGCUUCGGGGCCGCGUCGCUCGUCCCCGCGCGGGAGGGACCCGGAGAGGGUCGGGCGAGGGGGUCUCGCUCCCUCCUCCCCGGUCCCCGCCGCGCUCCCGCGCAGCAGAAGGGCAGCCGCGAAACGCUGGCCCCGGCCUGCUGAUUAAAUGUUGAGGCGCUGGCCAAACCAGCGCUAUUUCUCCAUUUAAAGGGCUUUGCAAGGUAAUUGGAAAAUUCUUAGCAUACUAGUGAUACGUUUAUCCGAUAGGAAUGGGUUAUACUACAGCUUUAACUAGCCUUAGUUUAAAAAAACAAACAGACUUGUUGUUACGAAAGGCCUAAAGACGGCAUUUUGAGCCUAUAAACAGUUUCUUUAAAUUGUCAGACUCUAGCAUUGUUAACCAAAUUAGAAUAGUGACUGCAAUAUUUAAGUGUAAAUCUUGUUCUAUGAGAAAGGAAACUUGCUUACAGUUUAAAAAGAAAUGACUGUUUCUACACACAAUCUUGUAUACUACUACAUGAAGAAAAAGGGGGUUUUGUAAUGCACUGUAGAACAGUCUCCUAUUCAUUUUUUAUAGAAAUGUUAUUCCAAUGGUGCAUUUUUUUGUUUAAUAAAUAAAGUUUUGAUACAAAUCGC